This is a messenger RNA of Phragmites australis (common reed), 1141 nucleotides long. RefSeq names its product thioredoxin H4-2. Bases 374 to 778 code for a protein of 134 amino acids. The record is from RefSeq and is a predicted model, not a curated record. The transcript is spliced from 5 exons. NCBI's taxonomy places the organism in Eukaryota, Viridiplantae, Streptophyta, Magnoliopsida, Poales, Poaceae.
CUCCUCCACCGUCACGCCCGACGCGGGAAGCCGGCCGGAACCAUCCAAAGCGGCGACCGCGUCGUCGUGGUCGCCGUCGCCUUCUCCAGACAGAAGGAAAGCAACACAAGUUGUAUAAAAUCCAACGUCCGCCCCCUUCCCCUCGUCAACUCCGCGGCGGCGGCGAGGGAGGGUUGCGGCUGGUUGCACAUCGAGUUGGGUUUCUCGAUCGCGUGCGCAGCGAGGAGAUCCAGGGCUGCCGUCUCCUCCGUUCACAAGUACCGCGUCAGCUCUGCGGCUGCAGGCGGGGCUCCCCUUGGCGGCCAAAUCCCCGCUCCGAUCCCAGGAAGCAGUUUGUUCACUGGUGUGCUAGCUUUGUUGAUUGGAGUUCACAAUGGGAGGUUGUGCGGGAAAGGCACGUCACGAUGAGGAAGAAAAGCUUGAUUUCAAAGGUGGAAAUGUGCAUAUAAUAACAAGCCAAGAGAGCUGGGAUCAGAAUAUUGCAGAAGCAAACAGAGAUGGGAAAAUUGUUGUGGCAAAUUUCAGCGCUACCUGGUGCGGACCAUGCCGCGUCAUUGCACCUAUCUAUGCUGAGAUGUCAAAGACUUACCCUCAACUCAUGUUCUUGACAAUAGAUGUUGAUGAACUAAUGGAUUUCAGCUCGUCAUGGGAUAUUCGUGCAACCCCAACAUUCUUCUUCCUCAAAAACGGGCAGCAAGUCGACAAGCUCGUUGGUGCUAACAAACCCGAGCUCGAGAAGAAAGUGCAAGCACUGGCCGAUGGCAGUUCGACCAAGUGAGCGAACUAGAACUGGACAAGCUUGAAAUGGCUUAUCUGUGAGUACGUUCAUGCUCGUGUCUCCAUUGGCAGCAGUUUCCCAAUGUAGUUCCUGUGUGUAACUCCCAUGUUUCCUGGAGAUGAUGUUUUACAGUUUUGUCCCCCACGCCUGGAUUUGCACAUACAAAUGUUGCCAAGUAAUAUGUAACGGUGUGUCUCGCCACCACAAAAAAAAAAAAAAAUGAACAUGUGCUGAACGCAGAGUUUUGCAGCAUAAUUUUGGAAGGAAGAUCAUGUGAUGGGUUGGUGGAUUCGUUACGCUGGUUGGGUAGUAUGUCACUUCUCAUCUGUUUAAAUGAAUUUGUGCUUUUGUGUUGAGACCUUA